Messenger RNA from Zophobas morio, 560 nucleotides. RefSeq lists its product as uncharacterized. The transcript has 2 exons. The record is from RefSeq and is a predicted model, not a curated record. Bases 57 to 506 code for a protein of 149 amino acids. NCBI's taxonomy places the organism in Eukaryota, Metazoa, Arthropoda, Insecta, Coleoptera, Tenebrionidae.
UAAAUAUAUUAACAAUUUGCAGUUAGUGUUGCAACAGUGUGUGUUCCAUUAACAAGAUGUCGCGUUUUUUGUCGCUUUUUACCCUACCUUGUCUCGUUUUGUUUGUCAUAGUCACCGCAGACGACAAAUAUUUCGCAAUCAAAAACCAAGACACCGGUCUAGCUCUGGACGGCAAGGAGGAAUCAGUAAAAACCCGACGUUUCAGCAAUUCUGACACUCAAUUGUGGAAAAUGGUGCCGUCUAACAGCAACAGGAACGUCAUCGUUAAUAAAGCUAACGGUAAAGCUCUCACGGCGAGGCACCAAGACGGAUCUACAGUUCGAGUAGUGGAUCCAGACGGCAGCAGGGGGCAGCAAUGGUACGUGAACCCCAGUGGAAGCACAUUCGUUAACGCCGUGGGAAAUCGGGCCAUAGAUGCCAAGGACGGCACUGGCGGGAAUUUGGUCAUAGUGUGGCCACAAAAUGGAAAACCGUGCCAGAUUUUUGAGCUAGAUUACGACUUUUGAAAUUUUCUUAGAAAAUUCAAGCUUGUAUGAUUAAAAUAAUAAUUCUAAAAUAUC